Candoia aspera is the source of this 1348-nucleotide messenger RNA. It is a transcript of the gene DAP, whose product is annotated as death associated protein. Lineage: Eukaryota; Metazoa; Chordata; Lepidosauria; Squamata; Candoiidae. Gene Ontology annotation, molecular function: death domain binding. The record is from RefSeq and is a predicted model, not a curated record. Bases 122 to 439 code for a protein of 105 amino acids. The transcript has 4 exons. Gene Ontology annotation, biological process: negative regulation of autophagy; cellular response to amino acid starvation; apoptotic signaling pathway.
UGAGGCUACACGGAGGAGGAGUGUCUUGCCUUGGAGCGAGCAAACCCACCAGCAGCCUUCCGUCUUCCGUGCUGGACUCGCGACUGCCCUGUUGGCGGCGGCUGCGGCUCCCGAACAAACAAUGUCUUCGCCGCCCAAAGUCAAAGCAGAAACCCGCGCUGGACACCCUCCCGCUGUCAAAGCUGGUGGAAUGAGAAUUGUGCAAAAGCAUCCACAUACUCCAGAUGCCAAAGAAGACAAAGAUAAAGAUGAUCAGGAAUGGGAAAGUGGCACCAGUCCACCUAAACCAACUGUGUUUAUUUCUGGUGUCAUUGCACGGGGUGAUAAAGACUUCCCUCCAGCUGCAGCACAGGUGGCCCAUCAGAAACCACAUCCCUCUGUGGAAAAACUUCCUCCCCCACAACAUGUCAACCAAUAUAUCCACCAGCCGCGCAAAUGAAUUGCCUGUCCCAGACCAGCCGCAGUGUUUUGCAAAUGGAAAGAUUAAGAGAUUCCUACUACCAGAUCUUGUAAAAAUGGAUAUCUCCUGCUUUUGCCUUAAUUGCCUAUAGUUUAAAUGGUUUAAUAAAAGGGGAGGGGAGAGCAGAAAGGAGGGAAAAAUCACUUUGAUUGUCCCAGCUGAAAAGCAGAGUCUUGUGUACUGCCUGUGAAAAGUGUUAUGUUCAUAGCAGAGCAACACACUGCGGAUAGUUUAGGUUAGUAAUUUCUUAGAAUAAUUAUUUUAAACUUUUUCUAUUCUUGGAUAUUGGCAUUUCAGGAACAUGUAAGAUAAGGAAGUCAUAAUGGCUUAUAUCUUUUUCCUGCUGUUUUCUAAUGAAAUUUUUUAAAAAUAUAUGUCACUCAGAUUUCAUUUUGAUUUUUCUUGUUCUGUUCUUAAAUGUGUUUGAGGAAGAACCAGCUGCUUAAUUUUUUAGUGAAUAAUCUGAAAAGAAAAGAAAUUUCUCUUACAAUAUACGCUCCUUUAGGAAAAUCAUCCCACAGCUCUGGCAACAUAGCCAAACAUGCUGGUUGGCCUAUAGGUUAGCCUGGUUCUCUGCAUUUCUUUCCAACUUAAUAGAAGAAUGAGCAAAACAGUAAUUAAAGUUUGUGUAGAUCUGCUUGUUGCUUAAUUUUUAGAUACUCUGAAGGAUUGGCACUUUUUCACCUUUUCAAAACAGUUUUUAUAUAUGCAGGAAUCAGUUGUACAGUCUUUCCUACAAAUAAAAACUUUAGAUUGCAGUACAUGGAAACUUGGCUAAAAUGAUUUUUUAUCUGGGAAUCUGAAGGUACAAGUAGUUCUUGAAUGAACCAUGAAUAAGGAUUCAGAUUUAAAAUGCCCUGUGUGUAAUCAAAAAUGCUAUAGACCAUA